Messenger RNA from Aspergillus puulaauensis, 1368 nucleotides. RefSeq names its product F-box protein. Bases 1 to 1368 code for a protein of 455 amino acids. Lineage: Eukaryota; Fungi; Ascomycota; Eurotiomycetes; Eurotiales; Aspergillaceae. The record is from RefSeq and is a predicted model, not a curated record. The transcript has a single exon. Gene Ontology annotation, molecular function: protein binding.
AUGCUGUCUGAUCUCCCCCCUGAGCUGUUACUGCUCAUCGCGGACCACCUAGCCAGCUAUAAAAAUACCCUCCGCCUUGCCUCUUGCUGUCGCCAACUCCACGCUCUACUAGGCCCACGCGCUUAUACAACACUCACCUUCGAUAACUUUAUUGUUGGGCACUUGAGCUGUCUAGUAUCCACACUAGCACGGAGCCCCCAGUAUGCCAGGGCAGUCCGUAUUCUACAAUUCAAAGGCCUUGUUCGACCUGACCCAUACCACAAAGUCCGCUACGACCGCGACGCCAUCCAACCAACCGUGAAGAAAGCCGCAUUGUGUCAAAAAGAGUUCACACAGUGGGAGCACGAUCUUGAGAAUGGAAAAGACAGCGACCCAUGGCUCACAGCUCUCUUGCUCCUCCUCCCGAACCUGGAGCAGCUAGAAAUGACCUGGGAAUACCCGGUCAACUACAUGACCAACAUUAUACACAGAGUCACACAAGAUCCGCAUAACACUACACUUUCCCGGUUGAAAGAGGUUUCAUUCUUUUCCGGCGAUAUAGGAUGUGUGCUUCCAUCUUACUACGUACGCCGGUUCCUCCACCUGCCCUCCCUGCGCAGGUUUACAGUUGAUCAGCUUUGGGACGGGUGUAGCUCCGACAGAGACCUCGAUGAUAGAGAUCUACAUAAUAAAGGGCCAAAUCCCGGGGGUUUCUCAAACGUAACACACCUACACCUCCACCGCAGCUACAGCAGAACGGGCCUCCUAGCUCUCACUAGGGCACCGAAACGCCUGGAAUCAUUUUUGUACGACAAUUCUGCGGAGAAUAACUCCUUGGAACCACUAAACUCCGCAACGCUCUAUAGUGCCUUGCGAAAGUACAGGGAUAGUCUACAGCAUAUAACGGUCUCUGCAGACCCCUGGACCCCCAGCUCUGACACUGGGUUCGGUGGGUCAUUCAUUGACUUCACUACAUUGAAGAAGCUCCGUCUUCGCGCCCUGGUUAUCCUAGAUUGGAGGGGCUUCAAGGGAGCCGGCGCAAGGAAUAAACUACCCGAUGUUCUUCCCGCGUCGUUGGAGUCGUUGGCUAUUGACGCGUUCCAUGAGUGUGAUUGCGCGUACUUGGCUACAUCUCUAGAGGCAUUCAUCCGCGACGUCAAAUCCCACGCCCCGAAUCUGGCCACUCUGGAGAUAGAGGGACAAAUACACGAGAAGUUUUGGUUAAGAAACGGGUGGAGAAAUGCUCAGCCCCGGCCUGUGCCGAGAAUAGAGACCAAGUAUCUGGAGAUGACGCGGUGUUUGGCGGUCCUGUGUCGUGAGGCGAGCAUCCAGUUUCGACUUCGGGAUCGUCUGGCUGAGGAAAUCAUUAAGCGAAGGUUUGGCGUAUGA